AUGGUUCCUCGUUAUCGCAGCGUGGCCGUCAUCGGUACAGGACCUUCGGGUGUAUCUGCCGUCCGAGCCUUAAGUGACGAGAAAGUCUUCGACACGAUUCGUGUCUUCGAGCGUCGCAAUCAGUCAGGGGGAUUAUGGCACUACGAUCCCAUUCCCGAUCCCUUUCCAGGUGCUGCGACAGAUGGCCGCCCUGGGUUGUCAAAGAGUCCAGCUGUCCCUGCCAAUCUCCCGCAGUUUGCCCCUCCAGCUCCUGAAGACCUCAGUGCAAGAUCCGCUGUCUAUGACACGCUAGAUAGCAAUGUCGGAGCUGAGUUGAUGGCAUUCACACACAUGCCGUUUCCGUUGCAAAAUUCUGCGGCGUCGGUUGAGCGAUUCGGAAGUCCGAAUCCAACUCGUCCAUUUAGGGUCGUUUCCAGGUACCUACAGGACUUGCUGCAGGAUUAUCUCCAUCUGGUCUCGUUUAAUACAACGGUUGAGAAGGUGGAAAAGACCGACCAUGACAGGAAAUGGACCCUGACCCUUCGUCGUUCGGGACAGCUCCGCGGCGGUCAACCCCUCGAUUACUGGUGGCAGGAGAAGUUUGAUGCAGUCGUUGUGGCUUCUGGGCACUACAAUGUCCCUCUCAUCCCUGAUAUCCCCGGUCUGGAGGAGACCGCAAAAUCCCGCCCGCGUGCCCUGGAACAUUCCAAGGCAUUCCGUUCAGCAGACGACUACGUUGACCAACGUGUCGUCGUCGUCGGGGCAAGCGUCUCGGCCUCCGACCUAGUCAGCGAUCUGCAUGCCGUUAUCCGCGGUCCGUUGUACCUGUCUCAGCGCGGCAAGAACGAGAUCCUCGACUCAGCCUGGAAUCUCCCCAACGUCGAGAGAAAACCGGCCAUCAGACGCAUCGAGCCCGACACCGAAACAACAGUAAAAGUCACAUUCGCCGACGACUCCACCGUCGACAAGAUCGAUAAGAUCCUCUUUGGAACAGGCUACCGACUCUCCUACCCUUUCCUCACUCCGGACCCGGUGACAUUCACCAACCGUCUAGCUGGGUUCUACCAGCACAUUUUCAAGAUCAGCGAUCCCUCCCUCGCUGUAGUCGGACAAGUCCGCGGCGCCCUUUCGUUCCGGGUAUACGAAUACCAAGCCGUAGCGGUGGCGCGGUAUUUCGCCGGCCGGGAAGCAAAACAAUUACCAUCCCCCGUGGAGCAAGAAAAAUGGGAGAUAAAAAGAUUGGAAUAUAAAGGUCCCUCUUCCGUCUUUCACGAAAUCAAGCCAGAUCUGAAGGAAUAUUUCAACUACCUAAGGGAGUUCGCGGGCCCGGCUGCUCCGGACUCGACGGCGUACGAGUUGCCAGAAUUUGACGAUAAGUGGCCUGAACUUGGCUUCUCGAUAUUGCAACUGAAGGAUGCACAUUGGAAGGGUAUCAAAGAGAGACAUGAGAAGCAGUUGAGGUCGAGAUUGUGA
Messenger RNA from Monascus purpureus, 1452 nucleotides. The record is from the annotation of a GenBank genome assembly. NCBI's taxonomy places the organism in Eukaryota, Fungi, Ascomycota, Eurotiomycetes, Eurotiales, Aspergillaceae.